UCUUCGGGCCUGGUCUCCACCAGCUACGCAGCCCGACGGUGGCUGCCGCCAUUUUGACGGCGGGCGGAGCGGGGUCUGGGAGCGGAGGCUGUGCGGUGUCUGGAAUACUUGACAAGGAAAGAUUUUGCGUCUGUCUUCUCUAGAAAUGGCCAAUGUGCUCUGUUACAGAGCCAGACUGGUUUCCUACCUCCCAGGAUUUUGCUCUUUAGUUAAAAGAGUUAUCAGUCCAAAAGCCUUUUCAACUGCAGGAUCUUCAGGUUCUGAUGAGUCUCAUGUAGCUGCUGCACCUCCAGAUAUAUGCUCUCGAACAGUGUGGCCUGAUGAAACUAUGGGACCAUUUGGACCUCAGGAUCAGAGAUUCCAGCUACCCGGGAACAUAGGUUUUGAUUGUCAUCUCAAUGGGACUGCUUCACAGAAGAAAAGCCAGAUUCAUAAGACUUUGCCUGAUGUUCUAGCAGAACCUCUCUCAACUGAAAGACAUGAGUUUGUGAUGGCACAAUAUGUGAAUGAAUUUCAGGGUAAUGAUACACCUGUUGAGCAAGAAAUCAACAGUGCAGAAACUUACUUUGAAAGUGCCAGAGUUGAGUGUGCAAUCCAAACAUGUCCAGAGCUGCUGCGAAGAGAUUUUGAGUCACUUUUUCCAGACAUGGCUAAUAGCAAACUGCUGGUUCUAACUGUGACACAGAGAACUGAGAAUGACAUGACUGUUUGGAGUGAGGAGGUGGAGCUUGAAAGAGAAGCACUCCUAGAAAAGUUCAUUAAUGGUGCUAAGGAAAUAUGCUAUGCUCUUCGGGCCGAAGGAUAUUGGGCUGACUUUAUUGACCCAUCAUCUGGCUUGGCAUUUUUUGGACCAUAUACAAACAACACGCUUUUUGAAACAGAUGAGCGCUACCGGCAUUUAGGGUUCUCUGUUGAUGAUCUUGGCUGCUGUAAAGUGAUCCGUCACAGCCUCUGGGGUACUCAUGUCGUUGUGGGAAGUAUCUUCACUAAUGCAGCUCCGGACAGCCACAUCAUGAAGAAGCUGAGUGGAAACUAGUUUCUAGUGGUGACAUUUUAUUUGCAGUACUGUGUUUAUCAUAGAUUGAUCUAUAUAAACUGUCAAAGACCUCAGCUUUUACAGUAUACUAAUUUCUGGGUAUUUAUUUCACCAUUUAUGGAUUUACAACAUUGACAAGUGACUUGGGAUUUAAAAUUGCAAAUGUUAAUUCAUAUUCUUGAGUACAUGUUGAAUAUAUCCACAUUCUACAGAGUGUGAUCAUUAGCAUGUAACCAGGGUAUGUAUAACCUCUUACUGUUAAUUCUCUCCCCUUUAUUAGAAAAACCUUAGUUUUAAUUAUUUUUUUGGAAAAAUAAAUCAGACAUUUGGCUAUGAUAACUUGUGUCUUUAUUGACAUAUUUCAAAUAUAGUUCUUAAAUAUGUUAAAGCUACAGAGUUAAGUUUUUUGAAUAAUCCUUGAUAAUUCUAGGUUCACUGUAGACUUUUCCAAAAAUCUUUUUCUUAACUGUUAAGCUAACUGACACUAGUUUGAAAGUUACUUUGCAACAAUGUGUCAGCAGGAAAAAUAAAUAAAUAAAAGUAGUACAUCUUUUUAUAUAAAAGUAUAUUAAUCUCAUUCUUACACUGAAAAAAAUUCUUAGCCCUUUAAUGAGACAGUUAAAUUUUUUUUAAUGAGAUUGUAUCUCAGCUACCAAAUCCCAUUUCUCUAACUCCAUUAAUUUACAAAGGUGCCUCAUUUCUCUUUUAAUUUACAGAGCUUAUUUUUAUACCGUUACAAACUUUAAAAGAACUGUCUUUCAUUGGUGAGGCUUCUCCCAAUAACUGACAUAUCGCAGGAAAAAAGAAACUUCCGUCAGAUGAGUUAAAUGAAAUGAAACUUUUUUAAAUUGUUACUUAUUAUUAUUGAGUGUAUGAGUGCUAUGACAUACAUGUGGAGGUCUGAGGAGAAUUUUAUGAAGUUGAUUCUCUCCUUCCACCUUUGUGUAGGUCCUGGGGAUUGAAUUUAGGUCAUCAGGCUUUUACAGCAAGUAGUUUACACGCUGAGUCAUCUCAUUAUCCCAAAAUGAACCUUUUUUAAAUGAAAUGCCUAUGUUUAAAACAGAAUUUUUUCUAGAAUGCUAUACUUUCUUAUUCUCCCUUUAUACAUUAAGAAACCAACUAUUUUAAUCACAUCUUGAUUUGUAACUUGGCUUAUUUUUUGUAUAGGUCAACAUUUCAUUGCUUAUGGUUCAAAUAAAGGCUAGAAAAGUUUUACUGUGAAAAAGAUGAAGUAGUGAUUCCCAUAG
Messenger RNA from Nannospalax galili (Upper Galilee mountains blind mole rat), 2283 nucleotides. RefSeq names its product metabolism of cobalamin associated D (gene Mmadhc). The record is from RefSeq and is a predicted model, not a curated record. Gene Ontology annotation, cellular component: mitochondrion. The coding region runs from base 146 to 1036 and encodes 296 amino acids. The transcript is spliced from 8 exons. Lineage: Eukaryota; Metazoa; Chordata; Mammalia; Rodentia; Spalacidae. Gene Ontology annotation, biological process: cobalamin metabolic process.